CAACAAAUUAUGGCAACAACAACAACAAUAAUAACAACACAAAUGGGAAAUGUAGCAGAAUUCUUCUAAUGCGCUGUGUGUGACGAAGUGACGUAGAAAGCAAGACUCUUGGGAAAAAGAGCACAAAGCGCAGCACAAAAUACACAAAUACACAUACACACACACACAUCACGUACUCACACAUACACACAAACACACACACACACACAAACAGUGGACGUUGGCAAAGACAGCGACGGCAACGGCGGCGGCUAACGCAAAGCAACAACAAUAAAGCAACAAUGUAUUUUAUAACGUGAAUUGGCCAGCAGCUUUAAAAUUUACGCAACGCCACGCCCCCUUUACAACGCUAUAUACGAUACGAAGAUAUAAAUUAACGAUAAGUUGAGCUCGAAGCCAGGAAAUUUGAUUGGACUGGAUUGCUCAACAACACAACACAAAAAUGGACUGGGCCGAAGGUGAUUUGGUCUGGUUCGAUCCAGGCGUGGGACAUCCCAUUCCCGGUGAGAUUCAGGAGGUGCACCGUGCGGCUCAAGUGAUUGUUGUUCAGGCACUAAUCAAGGGCAAGCCACAAACAUUUGCGCUGCAGCCAGGCGAAGGAAAUUUGCGACCGCGCCAGGACUUGGGCAGCAGUGGUGUGGAGGACAUGACGCUAUUGGAUGACCUGCACGAGGCCUCAUUGCUCUGGAAUCUGCGCCUACGCUAUGACAAGGGCCUAAUCUACACUUUCGCUGGCAGUAUUCUGAUUGCUGUCAAUCCGUACAAGAUGUUUUCGGAUGCUUAUGGCUUGGAGGUGGCUAAGCAAUAUGCAGGUCGUCCAUUGGGUGCUUUGCCGCCACAUUUGUUUGCGAUUGGCGCUGCGGCGCAUGCAGCGCUGCCGUCACCACAAGUGGUCGUCAUCUCGGGAGAAUCUGGUUCGGGAAAAACGGAAUCGACGAAACUAGUUAUGCAGUACCUGGCCGCUGUGGUUCCGGGUGGUGGCUCAGCCUCGGCCGUAAUUACGGAGCAAAUCCUGGAAGCAGCUCCUUUGUUGGAAGCUUUCGGCAACGCACGCACUGCCCGUAACGACAAUAGUUCCCGUUUUGGUAAAUAUCUAGAGGUGUACUUCAAAAGCGGUGCCAUUGUGGGUGCCAAGAUAACGCAGUACCUGCUGGAGAAGUCCCGCAUUGUGACACAGGCGCCGGGAGAGCGAAAUUAUCACGUCUUCUACGAGAUGCUUGGAGGCCUAGCUGAGGCGGAACGGACAAAAUAUGGUCUACUUGAGGCGGACAAGUAUUUCUAUUUGAAUCAAGGUGCCACAGACUGUGCGCCAGGACGAGUGGACUGGGCGUCGUUGCAAAGUGCCAUGCAGGUGCUGGGCGUUUCUGAGGGAGAACGCGAGGGAAUUGUGCGCGUCCUAGCCGCAGUGCUACAUCUGGGAAAUGUGUACUUUCAUCGUAGACAGCUCCGCCAUGGCCAAGAGGGCGUCGAGGUGGGAUCAGAUGCUGAGAUAAAAUGGGCUGCCCACUUACUGCACAUAAACGCCGAGGGCUUGCACCGUGCGCUGACCAGUCGCACUACAGAGGCACGUGCUGAACGUCUUUUCACGCCGUUGGGCAUAGACCAGGCACUGGAUGCCCGCGAUGCCUUUGCCAAGGCUCUUUAUGCAGGCCUCUUCAAUUGGCUGGUGUCUCGCGUCAAUUCAAUUGUACAAAAGGGCGGCACACACGAUGCUCAUCGCAUUAGCAUCCUGGAUAUUUUUGGUUUCGAGGAUCUGGCAGAGAACAGCUUCGAGCAGUUGUGCAUCAACUAUGCAAAUGAAAAUCUGCAAUUGUAUUUCAACAAGCAUGUCUUUAAAUUGGAACAGGCAGAGUAUGCGCGGGAACGUCUGGAAUGGACACCUUUGGCCUGGGAUGAUAACUUGCCAGUCAUACAUUUGCUGGCCAAAAAACCAGUUGGCAUUUGCCAUCUAUUGGACGAUGAGAGCAACUUUCCCCGUGCCACAGACCUAAGCUUUCUGGAGAAGUGCCACUACAAUCAUGCUCUAAACGAACUUUACGCACGUCCACGCAUUGGUGCUCAGGAAUUUGGCGUCACUCAUUAUGCCGGACAGGUGUGGUACUGUGUGGAUGGUUUUCUGGACAAGAAUCGGGAUGCCUUGCGUGGAGAUGUGCUCGAACUCCUGGGCUCCAGUCGCCUGCCUUUGGUUGCCGAGCUUACGAAACAAUUGCGCGCUCAACGGGAUGCGGGAAAGACGCUGCCCAAGGGCAGUAACGGACGUUUCGUGACUAUGAAGCCAAGAACGCCGACGGUGGCCGCACGCUUCGCAGAUUCCCUUCAGCAACUGCUGCAGUCUAUGGGUCGCUGUCAUCCAUGGUUCGUACGCUGCAUCAAACCGAAUCAUGAAAAACAUGCACUGAGAAUGGACAUGCCUUGUGUGUUGCAACAGUUGCGCUAUUUGGGUAUGCUGGAUACAAUUCAGAUCCGGCAACGUGGCUAUCCAGUGCGUCUGCGUUUCCAGCACUUUGUGGAACGCUACCGUCAUUUGCUAACCACACCCCUGGCACGGGGCACGCCUUAUCGGGAGCUAUGCCGAGCACUCUUAGAAGCUAUGCCACGUACGGGUGUGGAUGGGCCGGAUUAUCAGCUGGGAGCGACGCGAGUUUUCCUGCGUGAGGCCCUGCACCGAGCACUGGAGAGUGGACGUACGGAGCGACUUCGGGGAGCAGCAGUAAGCAUACAGCGUCAUGUUCGUGGUAUGUUAGUGAGAAGAGCAUUGGCUAGGCGCCAAGCCGCAGCCACACGCUUGCAAGCCAGAUGGCGUGGACAGCGCCAACGGAAGCAAUAUCUGCGUCUACGUCGAGGAGCGGUCACAGCGCAAAGCUUGUGGCGUGGACGUCGAGCUAGAGUGCGUGUGCAACAGCUGAGAGCCGACCAUCGUCGACGACUUGAGGCACAACAGGCAGCACAGCGAGCGAGGGAGGCUCGUGAGGCCAAGCAAGCGGCCAAGGAGGCUGAUCGCAGCCAACUCAGUUAUUUGGAUAUACCUGCCGAAUUGGCCUUCAUUUACUCCAAGCUAGAUGGAUGGUCGCCACCACACGGCGAUCGCCACUUAGUCAAAGUGCUGGGUACCGUUCCAGGACCACCGGCAGCGCAUGCAGAACUUCCUGCGGAUCUAGCGCAGUUUUCCUUUGGAAAGUUUAGUUCAGUUUACUGCAAUGGCAUGCGAUUGCAUCCUCGACGUGAACCUAUUACUACUCCCUUUUUGACGCGUGCUGCUUCUCGAGAUCAGGACUUUCAAGAUGCACUGGCCGUAUUCAAACUCAUCUUGCGCUGGAGCAACGACAAGGCGUUGGACGGGGCCAAGGAGAAGGUGUUGGCCGACUAUAUUGUGCACAAGGGACUUUCAUCAAGAGGACUUCGCGAUGAGAUUCUGGUCCAGAUAUGCAAUCAGGUGCAUGGGGCGGAGGGAAUGCAAGCAACACGUUUAUGGCAACUCCUUGGGCAAUGCUUGUGUUGCUUUCAGCCCAGCCCCGCCUUUGGCAAGUAUCUGAUGAAGUUUGUAGCCGAUGAAGCACCACAGCCGCAGCAAGAGCAACUCUUGCGUCAACUGCUGCGCCAACAGAGCGCUGGAGCGAAUGCCAGUCGCAGCUUUGUCCCAGCCUGGCUAGAGUGGCGUGCGAAUUCGAGGGCUUCCGAUAUGGCUGUAGCGCUUACUUUACCGGAUGAAGGCACUCAAACAGUAGCUAUUGAUUCCUGGACUUCCUGCGAAGAAGCUGCUGCACUGGCUGUGUCGACUCUUGGUGUGGCUAGUCGUGGCUGGACAGUAGUGUUGGAUGACGGUCAACAGUUGACAGAUAGCUGUGGGUUGGACUAUGUACUGGAUCUGAUUGCAGAAAAGGAGCUGUGUCCUGCUUUCCCAGCACCGCGCAGUGAUCUACUGCGUUCAGGAGCCAAGUUUGCACGCACCUCGCUGCCCGAGCAUGUUGCAGGAACUGGAGUUACAAAGCGACCUGGUGUGCCGCCUCCAGCGCCCCCUGCACACAAGGAUCUGUCAACGCCGACACCUCCUCAGCGCAGAAGUUCCAGAGAGUUGUUGUCACGCAGUUCAGCCCUGAAUGAACGUUACUUUGAACGGGAGGAGCAGAGCAAGUCACGAUCCAAGUCAUUGGAUGAUUUGUUGGCCGGCGAUAUUGCAGAUGCGGAACCAUUGCCGGAAUCGGAGACGGAGCCUUUGCACACGCUUGGGCUGUCGGAAAGCCGCCUUAACGACCGCUACCAUUCGGCCGAGCGUCUAGCUCCAAUGGGCAAAGAGGCAGCCCCACGCUAUCAAAAGUCACAGAAUGCCGGAAGACGUUCGCAUGCCUCGCAUGGCUCACAUUCAAGUAAAUAUAUGGAUAAAUCAGAGUAUGCGACGCGUUCUUCGGCAAUGUCGGAUACUAGUGAGGCACCUUCGCUGGCCUCGCAUGUGCGACGUGUACGAGUGCCCUCGCAAGCCUCGGAUGUGGAUCAGUUCCUUGACGAUCUAUUCAGUCCUGUUUUGGAUGGUUCAUUGGAUGAGCUUUCGGAUGCGCGUUCACUGGCGGCUAGCAUACGUGGUGGGGGACGAAAAAAGCCCCUGGAAGAUCAGCCACAGCACCAUCAGUCGAAUGGAACCACAAACGGUGGAGCUGGAAAUCUGGAUGACUACAUUACAGGACUGUUUAAGCCAAUUUUCGUGAGCGAGGCCGUGAAGACGUUGACCACGCAACAGGAACUGAUUGAUACCAUCAAGGGAGGCGGAACCACUGCUACUAGCAGUACAAGUCUUACCAACAAUAAUGCGGAUAAUCUGAUGCAGCUGGUGCAGCUACCAGCUGAUACAGAUGCUUCGCCCACACUUUACCAACAGCAGGUGCAGCGUGCUUUCCUGCAGUCAGCCAUGGCGCAGAAUCUUCAGAUCCAGCAACAGCUGCUGGCUCAGAAUCAGGCGCUGCAAACUCUACUUAGUCAACAAGAGCCGGCCGCAGGUGUCACGGUGGCUACUCCACCACCUAAUAGCAGCACCUCACCUACACCACAGAUAACAACAACGUCAGCUCUGCAGUCACCGAUACGCGUUAAGAGCCGCAUAUCCCAAUUUGCGGCCGAAAAGCGCAAAAUGUCUGCGGAGGUCGGUGGGUCACUGAUACCACCGCCGCCACCACCACCGCCCAUGCCGCCACCAAUUGAGGGCAAGGAUCCUUCAGAGACACGACAUUUUCUCGAUCCUUAUGGGCGCGCUAAGACGGUGCGCAUUGGCAAAUGGCGCUGGCCACCGCCCCAGGAUGAGCCACAAUUUCAAACUGAGGAGGAUUUCUUUGCCUUUAAAAUGCGCCAGCAUCAGCGCAAGACGACACCACAGUCACAACAGUUUCACUCGAGUAGCAAUGGUUCUACCCCUGCUGGUAAUGCCGCAGCUAUUGAAUGGGAAGAGUUUGAAAUUGAGACAUCGAAGAGUCCAACACCACCGACGGGUCUCAGUCUGCCGGCCAUGCACACCACACAGCUGGUGCGCACCACCAUCAAGCUGGAGACGACUGGAGGCAAUGGAAUCGCUGUUGGCAAGGAUGUGCACGAUGCCGCGGCUACAGUUAACACUCAACAAACGGUCAUCACUGCCACCAAGUUGGCUAAGAAGAGCUUCGAGAUUGGCGCCGAUCGUCCACCACCAGGUAGCGUUGGGAAACUUAAGCUUAGCUCCGAGAUGCGCCAGCGUUUGGAGCAAGUUACCGCCGGACACUCGGUGCGAUCCACGGUAUCCAACAAAUCAGAGCAGCGUGCGCCUGCCAAGCUGGAGGACACACGCAAGUUAAUGCUGCAGCAGCAGCUGGGUGGUCUGUUUGGUGCGCAGUCCGGAGGGGAAGGUUCACCCACAGUGCGGACACAAAUUGAACGUAUGGAGGGAAAGCUAUCUCCACCGCCACAGCUCUCAGGCGCAUGGCCUGGUGUGGUGCCCCCCGCACCCAGUGUUCCAGCACCACCUCCACCCAUAAGACCACCCACUAUAGCCCCGCCCGCACCUCCGCCAGUGCCGAAGAGUCCCGUGGAACAAAUAGAGAUGGCCCCAGAGCCGGACUACCGUAAGGAUGUGCCUGCUUUCAUUCAGCGACAGGAACGCGAUACUUUUGGUGCCGCACGCCACAAUUGGACGACAUCUGCAUCAGCAGUAACCACACACGAUGCAAUGGCCGAAAGUAUUCGUCAGCCCAUCACAUACGAUAGCUGGGGACGCAGCGAAGCAGCUAAGCUGCAAUUGGUCUAUGAGACUAGCUACAAACAGGACCUGCAGGCGGAUCGUGAGCGCUCACGUAGUCGUAGUCGUUCUCGUGAUCGCGAAGACUACUCAGAAUCUGUAUGGGAUCGCGCUGAGGUUGAAGGCCCCGCCUCAGGCAGCGGUAGUGAGCGUGAGCGCGAAAAGGAGCGCGAGAAGCGUGAGCGACUCUAUGAGCUGCGGCAAGUGGAAAGAGAAAAGGAGAGCCACAAAGUCUAUCAACCGGCGCCGCCUAAGGUUAUACAGGCCAGCAUGGACACGGCUGUUAAGCCAAUGGGAAUGGGCGGUGGAUCAGGUAAUGCAUCUGUCGCACCUCCCACGUUCCGGACACACAUGGCACAAAAAUACGAGCACGAGCGCAAGCGCAAAUCCUCAGCCAGCUCUUCAACGAUGCAGAGUCUUCGACGCGAUGAUGUUGACAAUGAAACGAACGAGUGGCCAUCGUCUGCGGUCGUCUCCCCGCCGCCAGUACCAGCGCCAGUGCCCCCAACGGCAUCAUCCCUACAGCAACCAGCUAAUGCCUGCCUUACCUACAACCGCGUGCCAUGGAAGCUGCGUGUACGCAAGGAGGUCUUUCAGCCACACGAGCCCAUCGGGCCGCCAGUGGCCCUCGAUUUGCUCUUUGCUCAAGUCGUCACCGAUGUAUUCGGGGUGACGCCCUGUUUACGUAUCACGCCCCAGGAAAAGGGUGCCGCCCUCAAUAUGCUACACGGCCAUGGUGUAAGUGUGGACACGUUAUCAACUCGGGGUCAACAUGUUCGUGCAUUGGUCAAGCGUCAUCUGGUGGAUAUGGCACGCGACUGGCCACUCUAUUUUGCACGCCUUUUUGCAGUGCAAGGGGCGCCACUAUAUCCCGACGUAUCCAUCAUGGGCGUCUCACACAGCGGCCUUUAUUUGGCCCGCCGCGACGCCGACUAUCUGAUUGUGGUGCAGGCCAUCUCCUUUGCUGAGAUACAGAAUGCUAUCACUCUACCGCGACCGGCAGCUCUGCAGCUCAAUUUGCGAAACGGCAAGCAUCUGGCGUUGCAUGCAUCACGCGCUGCCUCCAUACAAUCGAUGAUCACUAGCUUUGUGCAGGAGUUCCGCAAGUCGCAGUCCAAGGCAUCGACACUCUCGUCGGGCGCGCGAGCCGCAGCUCAAACCCUAAACGUGCCGCUGGAGCGCUUGGAAUCCCGUCAGGCUCAUCAGCAGCAGCAGCAACAACAACAACAGCGCAACGAGCAUGGCGCCUCAAAUGGUGAGCGCCUGGAGGAGCAGCAAUCGCAUCUUGAGCUGCAGCAUCAUCAGCAACAGCAGCAACAUCUCGACGAUGGCGUUGAUGAAUCGUCGGGUCAGCAUCAUUCGAUCGAGCACCAUCGUUAUAUGAAACAGCAGAGUUAUUUGCACUCCUCGCGCAAAUCAAAUGCUGGCCAGCAAGCCGGUGUCCUCACCAAUGGACAGUCGUCCGCUGGUCAGCAAACUCAUGCCUCGAUUCAUCAUCAGCAGCAGCAACAGCAACAGCAACAGCAGCAGCAGCAACAUCACGACAUGGUCGCCUCCCAUAUGCAGCCGCAUAGCUUGGACGCCAAUUACAUGCAGGAGGAUACCAAUGGCGGCAUUGGUGGUGGCACCGGUGUCGGAGGCACUCCACCAUCGGUCACCAAAUACUCGCUGCUACAAUUUGCCAUGCAACACUUCCGCAAUGACCAACUUAGCGAAGCACGCGCUCAUGGACGCGACGCCGACAGACAUGAACGGCAUCAGGCGGCCUCAAAUCGCUCCUAUGCGGAACUGGUCAAGUGGCAGGGCCAUCCCAUACGCAUGCCACUGCUGCGUCUACCCAAUGAUCUGGCGCCGCUCGCACUCGAGUGCUUCGAUUGCAUAUUGCGCUAUUGCAGUGAUAUUCCCCUUGAUCCCGACCUGACCGAGGUCAAGUGCGUCUAUACGGUGCUAAUGCAUUGUCACAAAUAUUUGGCGCUGCGCGACGAGGUCUACUGCCAGCUGAUGAAGCAGACAACAGCCAAUCGCUCGCCGUGCCCAGACUCAUCGCAACGCGCCUGGCGCUUGCUCAGUAUUCUGGCCGCCUACUUUGGGUGCUCGGAUGCACUGCGUCCCUACCUGAUGGAGCACCUUACAUCGGCCGCCUCGGACCGACGUCGCUCCUGCCAUGGCACGGCCGCCGUCUGUCUGACGAAUUUGCGCAAGACCGCACGCUGUGGCGGACGGAAGAAUGUGCCCAGUGUAGAGGAGGUGACGGCGGUGUCGGCGGGUCGUUCAGCACGGCGUCAGAUCUAUCGCUUGCCAGGUGGGGCGGAGCGGGUGGUCAACACACGCUGCUCGACCGUGGUGGCCGAUGUGAUUGCCGAACUCUGCGCUUUGUUGGGCGUUGAAUCGGAGGCAGAGCAGCAGGAGUUCUCGCUGUACUGUAUUGUUCAGGGAGAUGCCUUCACCAUGCCCCUCGCGGCCGAUGAGUAUAUACUUGAUGUGACAACGGAGCUCUUGAAGUCUGGCCAACCAUUCUAUUUGAUAUUCUGUCGCUCGGUAUGGCACUUUGCACUAAAGCGCGAUCCAGCGCCCAUGCCACUAUAUGUGGAGGUGCUUUUCAAUCAGGUGGCACCCGACUAUCUGGAGGGCCUGUUGCUGGAGUUGCCCGGCAAUGGAGUGCCCAUGCCGGAGGUUGUGCGCGACAUGGCGCGCAUUGCCGCGCUUCUUCAUCGAGCGGCAGACUUAAGCCAUGUUCCGGCCAUGAAGGAGAUUAAGUUUCUGCUGCCAAAGCCGGCGUUAGGCAUACGAGAGAUACGGCCGGCCCAGUGGGUGGGCCUGGUACAGUCGGCAUGGCCCCAGGUGGCUGGACUCAGUCCUGGCCAGGUGAAGGCUCAGUUUUUGAAUGUUCUCGCGGCUUGGCCCCUGUUCGGCAGCAGUUUCUUUGCGGUGAAACGCAUCUGGGCCGAGGAGGGGCCGCAUGUCGAGGAUAAUCACAGUCCCAUGUGGCGUGACCUGAUAUUGGCUCUGAAUAGACGUGGAGUGCUAUUCUUGGAUCCCAAUACGCACGAGACCCUGCAGCACUGGAGCUUCAUGGAGGUCAUCUCGACGCGCAAGGUACGCUCUGAGGACGGAGCCCUCUUCCUGGACAUGAAGGUGGGAAAUCUAAUGCAGCAGCGCGUCAUUCGCGUGCAGACGGAGCAGGCGCACGAGAUCUCGCGCCUGGUGCGCCAGUAUAUAACGAUGGCGCAGAUCAGUCAGAGGGAGAAACGGGAACUCAAUUAAGGCACAAUGCAAUUUUUUUUUUGUUCAUUUCUAAAUGUUUAAGGAGGGCGAGCAAUGCGUGUGUAUGUUUACAUAUGUAUGUAUAGUAUGUAUGAACGAUUUAUGUGUAGGCCUAUGUCUCUCACUUUUCCACCGCUUUGCACUCUGGCAUUGUCUUCUUCUUCUUAUACUUCGGCAACGUCCCGAAGGCCAUAUUUCCCUACGAAUUAUUUGCAUAAUUUUUUGGAUAUAUAUUACAAGUAUAUAUGUUUAUAUUUUUUUUCUCCCUACUUUUAAGCAACGAAGUGCAAUUCAAGCAGCAAUUAUCCCUACAACGUCCCCAACACAUCACCAGCCCCUCCUGCUUUGUUGUUUGUUUUGUUUUGCUUUAAAAAUUGUAUUUUUUUUAAAUAACUUAAAACUGAAUUAUGAAAAUAUUAUUAGUGCACAUUUCUACAACCCAUUUAAGAGUAGCAGCUUUUUUUUUUAUUUGAAAAAUAUCAUUUGUUAAACGAAAGU
Molecule: messenger RNA, 10015 nt
Organism: Scaptodrosophila lebanonensis
Lineage: Eukaryota; Metazoa; Arthropoda; Insecta; Diptera; Drosophilidae
Gene: Myo10A
Product: unconventional myosin-XV
Exons: 7
Coding region: 443-9517 (3024 amino acids)
Cellular component (GO): myosin complex; cytoskeleton
Molecular function (GO): cytoskeletal motor activity; ATP binding; protein binding
Source: RefSeq, a predicted model, not a curated record